GAAGGUGAGAGCGGUCCUUCCCAUGAUUCCAUGCAGGAUGUUUUCGACCUGCAAGCCUUCCGUCCAGUCGUGAACCUCAGCACUCCGACUGUAACCAACAUCUCUUUCACGCUCUACGCCGUACUCGGGGUGAACGAGAAGACGCAGAUAUUGACCACAUUCCUGUGGCUCAGGCUGUAUUGGCACCAUGACUUCCUGGUUUGGGACCCUGACAAGUGUGACGGCGUCACCAGGAUCUCGCUGCCCGUGAAGAAACUCUGGUCCCCUGACAUCAUCGUCUAUGAGUUCGUGGACGACGACGUCUCCCAAGCGUGCCCGUACGUCUACGUCAACCACACGGGUCACAUUCGCUGGGACAGGAUGCUGCGUCUGGUCUCGGCCUGCAACCUGGAGAUCUUCAGUUUCCCUUUCGACGUGCAGAAUUGCACCUUCACCUUUGGCUCCUACAUGCACACCAUACGUGAUGUGAGGGUGAGUCCAGCACUGACCUUCAAAGAAAUGUCUGGAAACUCCAAGCGUUACCUGGAAGCCAGUGGAGAGUGGGAACUGGUAGACAUUCUGGGAGAGACCUCCAUCCUUCAGUUUGGGAUCGACGAAUGGGACGUCAUCACUUUCUGGGUGGUGAUAAAGCGGCGCCCCGUGCUCUACGUGGUCAACCUGCUGAUCCCCAGCUCUUUCCUCAUGCUCAUCGACAUCCUGUCCUUCUACCUGCCGCCCCACAGUGUGGACCGGGCCUCCUUCAAGAUGACCCUCAUCCUGGGCUACACAGUCUUCCUGCUCAUCAUGAACGACCUGCUGCCCAGCACCGCCAACGGAACGCCCAUCAUAGGUAUUUAUUUCUCAGUGUGCUUGGCCCUCAUGGUGAUCAGCCUGCUGGAGACCGUGGUCAUUACCAAUGUUCUCCACAACAACUCCAUGAAACACCAAGCCGUUCCACAGUGGGUGAGGCUGGUGGUCCUCAAACACAUCGCCAGCCUCAUCUGUUACCGUUGGCAGGAGGACAGUCCUCCUCCUUCUGUGGUCCAGGACAAACCUCCAGAAGGUCAAAGUUCAUCCAUCCAGGCAGCCAGCAGGACAUCAGCCCAGAACCCAAGCAGCAAUGAGGGUAAAUGCACAUUUUCUCAAAUCCCUGCGAUGGCCGAGCUACAACAAAUCUGUCAGCACCUGAGCGAGCUCCGUGCUCAGGUGAGCUCGACGCAGAAGGAGAGCGAGCUGUACGAGCAAUGGUGUCACGUCGGCUACGUCCUGGACUUCCUGCUCUUCCGCAUCUAUCUGCUGCUCAUCUCCUGCUACGCCGUGGUCAUCAUCACCAUGUGGUGCAUCUGGAUCAGGCAGUUCUAG
Messenger RNA from Entelurus aequoreus (snake pipefish), 1341 nucleotides. Its product is annotated as 5-hydroxytryptamine receptor 3A-like. The coding region runs from base 31 to 1341 and encodes 436 amino acids. The transcript is spliced from 8 exons. Lineage: Eukaryota; Metazoa; Chordata; Actinopteri; Syngnathiformes; Syngnathidae. Gene Ontology annotation, cellular component: synapse; neuron projection; postsynaptic membrane. Gene Ontology annotation, biological process: nervous system process; regulation of membrane potential; monoatomic ion transmembrane transport. The record is from RefSeq and is a predicted model, not a curated record. Gene Ontology annotation, molecular function: extracellular ligand-gated monoatomic ion channel activity; neurotransmitter receptor activity; transmembrane signaling receptor activity.